AUGGGCGCGGCGGCCUCCUCUGCGUGGAACCGCCUCGGUGUCCCCUCGCUGCGCCUCCCCGAGCGGCCCAGACCCGCCUGGCUGGGGGUGGCCGCGGCGGGCCUGGCCGCGGUGGCGCUGGGGACGGUCCUCUGGCGCCGCGCAAGGCCCAGGCGGCGCCGGCGGCUGCAGCAGGUGGGCACCGUGGCCGAGCUCUGCAUCUACCCGGUCAAGUCCUGCAAGGGGGUGUCGGUGAGCCAGGCCGAGUGCACGGCCUUGGGGCUGCGCAGCGGCCACCUGCGGGACAGGUUUUGGCUGGUGGUCGAUGAGACGGGGAACAUGGUCACUGCUCGCCAGGAACCCCGCCUGGUCCUGAUUUCCCUGACCUGUGGGGGGGAGUCCCUGACUCUCAGCGCAACCUGCAUGAAGGACCUGUCGCUGCCCAUCAAGACGCCCACCACGAAUGCAGUGUUCAAGUGCAGAGUGCAUGGUCUGGAGAUCGAGGGCAGGGACUGUGGCGAGGCUGCAGCCCAGUGGAUCACCAGCUUCCUGAAGACCCAGCCCUACCGCCUGGUGCAUUUCGAGCCUCACAUGCAACCGAGGAGGCCCCACCAACUAAAGGACGUGUUCCGGCCCACAGAGCAGAUCGCUUACUCGGAUGUCAGCCCGCUCCUGGUCCUGUCUGAGGCUUCGCUGGCCGAUCUCAACACCAGGCUGGAGAAGCAAGUUAAAGCGGCUAACUUCAGGCCCAACAUUGUGAUUUCUGGGUGUGGCGUCUACGCAGAGGAUUUGUGGAACGAGCUUCUUAUUGGUGAUGUGGAGCUGAAGAGGGUGAUGGCUUGUUCCAGGUGCAUUUUAACCACAGUGGACCCGGACACCGGCGUCAUGAGCAGGAAGGAGCCGCUGGAUACCCUGAAGAGUUACCGCCUGGGUAACCCCUCGGAACGAAAAUUACAUGGGAAAUCGCCUCUCUUUGGACAGUAUUUUGUUCUGGAAAACCCAGGGACAAUCAAAGUGGGAGACGCCGUGUACCUGCUGAGCCAGUAAAGGGAUCGCAGGCCCUGGAGCGUCAGAUGCGCGUCCUCAGAAACGCCAACACUCGAGGUACAAUGUUCUGGAACUGACGUCUCCGAAUUGUUUUAGCUCUGCGAUCUCCAAGUCUUCCCUUGAUUGAACUUCCUUGCA
Molecule: messenger RNA, 1164 nt
Organism: Molossus molossus (Pallas's mastiff bat)
Lineage: Eukaryota; Metazoa; Chordata; Mammalia; Chiroptera; Molossidae
Gene: MTARC1
Product: mitochondrial amidoxime reducing component 1
Exons: 7
Coding region: 1-1026 (341 amino acids)
Biological process (GO): nitrate metabolic process
Cellular component (GO): mitochondrial inner membrane
Molecular function (GO): nitrate reductase activity; molybdopterin cofactor binding; pyridoxal phosphate binding
Source: RefSeq, a predicted model, not a curated record